This is a messenger RNA of Trachemys scripta elegans, 757 nucleotides long. Its product is annotated as motor neuron and pancreas homeobox protein 1-like. Gene Ontology annotation, biological process: central nervous system development; endocrine pancreas development; spinal cord motor neuron cell fate specification. Lineage: Eukaryota; Metazoa; Chordata; Testudines; Emydidae. The transcript is spliced from 2 exons. Bases 96 to 533 code for a protein of 145 amino acids. The record is from RefSeq and is a predicted model, not a curated record. Gene Ontology annotation, cellular component: nucleus. Gene Ontology annotation, molecular function: sequence-specific double-stranded DNA binding; DNA-binding transcription factor activity, RNA polymerase II-specific.
CUCAGGGAGGGGCUCACUGCGGCUCCCAGCUCCCCUCCCCCGCUCGCUGACCUGUGCCCGCUCAUUGCAUUUCAGCCCCUCCGCAGGCCGGCCUGAUGGGCAAAUGCCGCCGGCCUCGCACGGCCUUCACCAGCCAGCAGCUGCUGGAGCUCGAGAACCAGUUCAAGCUCAACAAGUAUCUAUCCAGGCCCAAGCGCUUCGAGGUGGCCACGUCGCUGAUGCUGACCGAGACGCAGGUGAAGAUCUGGUUCCAGAACCGCAGGAUGAAGUGGAAACGCAGCCGGAAAGCCAAAGAGCAGGUGGCCCAAGCCGAGGCCGAGAAGCAAAGAGGCGUCAGCAAAGCCGCCGAGAAGCUGCUGCCCAGCGAGCCGCAGAGGCAGGAGCAGGGCCCUGAAUUCAACAGGCACGGUGCCAGCGUGGAGCUCCUGCCCCGCCGCCCCGCAGGGCUCGGCUACAGCCCGGGCUCCUCGUGCUCCGGGGAGGAAGAGGAGCAGAUCAGCUCCACGGACAGGAAGAUCGGCUCAGCGUUAUGAAAGGCAGCCCCGAGCGAUCACCCCACGAAACAGAGCAGGGAGAGCAGCCCAGAGCUGGAGCGAGGGGGCCCGGGCGAGCCAGACAGAGCCGGGUCCGGGGCCACCUCCGCUGCUAGCAGACUCAGAGACCAGACCCAGGCAGGGCACUGGGGAGACUCUGCGGCACCUGCCCGUCUCCGUUAAUUUAUGUGUGUUUGGAUUCUAUUUAACUCGUAAUUAUUCUG